Cinclus cinclus is the source of this 3066-nucleotide messenger RNA. RefSeq names its product SEC16 homolog B, endoplasmic reticulum export factor (gene SEC16B). The coding region runs from base 1 to 3066 and encodes 1021 amino acids. Gene Ontology annotation, biological process: autophagy; Golgi organization; COPII vesicle coat assembly. Lineage: Eukaryota; Metazoa; Chordata; Aves; Passeriformes; Cinclidae. The transcript is spliced from 25 exons. The record is from RefSeq and is a predicted model, not a curated record. Gene Ontology annotation, cellular component: endoplasmic reticulum exit site; ER to Golgi transport vesicle membrane.
AUGGAGCCCCCGGCCCCCGUCCAGCCGCCCCAGCCCAGGGAGAGGCCGGCAGCCCGGGGGUCAUGGGCAGAGGGGCACCAUGACCCCCCGGCACCGCUCCGGCGGCAGCUCCUGCGCGCAGGGCAGGCUCCUCGCCCUGGUUCCUGGCACGGGAGACACCUUCCUGGUCACCCCUGGGAUGAGGGCCACCAGGCCUGGGAUGAGAGCCACCAUCCCCAGAGUGAUGCCCGCCGGCUGGCUUCCCACACUGAGCACUAUGACAGCAGCUACCCCAGCCAGCCCUACUCCAGGCAGGGGUAUGAAAACCCCCACUGGCAGUAUCCUGCAGCUGCAUAUGGAAAUGGCUACCCCUACCAAAGCCACCAGUGGCAGCCAGUGGCAUGGCAGGAUGACAGAGACCUGAGACAGGGAGAGUCUUAUGUCAAGAGUUACCAGGACCAGCACUACUACAGGGGCUACCACCCCAACCUGGCCACAGGCCCCCCAGGGCAGGACAGGACACAGACCUACAACUCCUGUGAGGAUAGCUACACCUCGACUGCCAGGAGGGAAGGGACAGGGGAAAGAACCCUUGGCAGUGAUUCUGGGGAGGCUGGUGGCCAGCCCAAAGAGCCCUCGGACCAGCCCAGCCUGCUCCAGCAGUACCACGAGUCAGGACUCAGCUCCAGCAGCCAUGAGCUCAGCCAGUACAUCCGUGAUGGUGCUGACCAAUAUGACCCUGUGCUUACAGGGCCCUGGGAUGUGGGACAAACAGGGGGGCCUAUGAAGCCCACCUCCAGCCCAGCAGUUCCCCUCAAGUUCCCACAGCUGCACACAGCACUGUGCUUUGGAGCUGGGGGUCACCUGGUGCUGGUGUGUCCCCACCACCCUGCUGAGGGACAGCUACCCCGCGUUCAGCUGCACAGCCUGGAGGCAGUCCUUCAUGGCACAGAAGAGCUAGAGGAGCUGCAAGCCUUCCCCGGGCCCCUGGCCAGGGAAGAUCUGCACAAGGUGGAUGUGGUGACGUUUUGUCAGCAGAAGAUAACCACAGGCUGUGAUCUCUCAACACAGAGGGGCAGAGAUUCUUCUCUCCUCUGGAAACUCCUGGUCCUCCUCUGCCGGCAGAAUGGGUCCCUGGUGGGCUCGGACGCGGCCGAGCUGCUGAUGCAGGACUGCAGGCGCCAGGACAAGUACAAGAGGCAGGACCCUGCAGCCAACCUGAUGGGGCUGACGGACGACGAGUGGGCAUCGCGCCAGCCCGGCACGCUGGACCUCAUCACUGGGGAGGUCGCUCCUAUCGUGGAGACACAGGAACAGAUAGUGGAGAAGUUCACCAAGCUCCUCUACUAUGGCAGGAAGAAAGAUGCUCUGGUCUGGGCCAUGAGAAACCAGCUGUGGGGCCAUGCCCUGUUCCUCUCUAGCAAGAUGGACUCUCGGACGUACAGCUGGGUCCUCAGCGGGUUUACCAGCACACUGGCCACCAAUGACCCACUGCAGACCCUCUUCCAGCUCAUGUCAGGAAGGAUCCCUCAGGCAGCUCUGUGCUGUGGGGAUGCCACAUGGGGAGACUGGAGGCCCCACCUGGCUGUGAUAUUGUCCAACAAGGUUGGAGACACGGAGCUGAACCACCGAGCCAUUGUCACCAUGGGAGACACUUUGGCCAGCAAGGGAGCAGUCGAAGCAGCUCAUUUCUGCUACCUGCUGGCAGAUAUUCCUUUUGGUUACUUCGGAGCAAAGGCAGAUCGUAUGGCCCUGCUGGGAAGCAGCCAUCGCCAGGCAUUUUCCCAGUUUGCCAGGACAGAGGCCAUCCAGAGGAUGGAAAUCUUCGAGUACUGCCAGCAGCUACACCAGCCUGAAUCCUUCCUGCUCCCUUUCCAGGUGUACAAGCUGCUCUAUGCCUCCCGCCUGGCUGACCACGGGCUGCCAGCCCAGGCCCUGCAGUACUGUGAGCACAUCUCCACUGUGCUCCUGCGCCAGGACCCGGCCGCACACCCCGUGCUGGCCCGGCAAGUGGUGAGGCUGGCCGAGCGGCUGAAGCUCUCCGACCCUCUGCUCCUGGAGAUGCCAGAGCAGGACCAGGUGCUGGAGCCUGACUGGCUGGAGCAGCUCCGAGCCUGCUGCCGGGACCGUGAGGUGGAAGAUGAUCAUCCUCCAGAGGUGGCAGCUACUCAGCUGGAGCUGCCCUGUGCUGUUCUACCGACAGCAGAUGAAGAGCCUGGCAGUGAGAUUCCCCAGAGUGAAGCCUACCAAUAUGACCAGUGGUUUGAGCCUGUGCCAUCCCAGGGACUGAGCUCCCAGGAGGAUGUGUUCCUCAGGUCCCCAGCACCUGCUCAGGCCGUGGCGUCGCCGCUGCCCAGCGUUGGGAGAGACCUGCAGCCCCCUGUGCUCGGCCAAGGGACACGUGCCCCUUUGGGAGGGGAUAUUGCUGAGCCCCCUCCACAGCCAAUGCUGCUGGCAGGAGAAGCUGGGGAGCCCUGGGGUGCCAAGCUGUCCCCUGGAGGGGUAGAGCCAGCCCUCCCCACAGAGCAGGAGGAGUUACCAAGCAGGAUUCGGACUGAAUCGGAGACCUCCACUGUCUCCUUGGGGGACAGCCGGCCCUCCUUGGACAGCACAGAUGAGGACACUGCCGGAGAGCGGGCAGAGGCCCUGAAGCCAGAGCAGGACAAGAGCUCUGGAUUCAGGUGGUUUGGCUGGUUUCGGUCAAAACCCACCAAGGAAACUUCUGCCAAAGCUGAGUCUGAGACAGACUCAGACUCUUCCACAUCAGGACCACAGGAGCAGACAUCACCAUCCCCACCCAUUGCCCCUCUUGCAGCUGGGACAAACCAUUUGGCACAGCCUCUCUCCACAAAUCCUGGAGGAACACAGGGUGAAAGUACCUUUGCUGUUAGUCCAGUGUCUGCAGAUGUGAAAGGCUCAUGUGAGAAGGAGGGAAGGCAGUCAGCAGGACAGCAGACAGGCUACCCUGGACCUCUCCCACCACUGGCUUCAAUUCCUCUUUUCAACCCUGCUCAGGUCUCUCAGCUUGCUGCCCGACCCACCCAACCCAGGCUGCUUUCUCAGCAUCGCUACCCGAACCCGCUGUGA